Aureococcus anophagefferens is the source of this 1680-nucleotide messenger RNA. RefSeq lists its product as hypothetical. Lineage: Eukaryota; Pelagophyceae; Pelagomonadales; Pelagomonadaceae. The transcript has a single exon. The record is from RefSeq and is a predicted model, not a curated record. Gene Ontology annotation, molecular function: dolichyl pyrophosphate Man9GlcNAc2 alpha-1,3-glucosyltransferase activity. Gene Ontology annotation, biological process: protein N-linked glycosylation. Bases 1 to 1680 code for a protein of 559 amino acids. Gene Ontology annotation, cellular component: endoplasmic reticulum membrane.
AUGAGCGCCGCGUCGGAGCUCGCCCAGCGCGCGCUGCGCGAGAAGCCUGGGAUCAAGCGCUACGACUCGACGGACGCCGUCACUGCCCGCGCGCCGCAGGGCGUGCAGGGCGCGCGGGCGAAGAAGCUGCUCGCGGCGCGCGCGCUCGGGUCGCCGGAGCGCCUGCGGCGCUUCGACUCCGCGGACCACUACGCGCGCGCCGCGGCCGCGGCGCCGCCGGCGCCGGCGCCGGCGCCGUCGGGCAAAUGGCUUUCCUGGUGCGCGGUCGCCGCGGGCCUCGUCGCGCGCCACGGCUGCUCGCUCCACCCCUACAGCGGCGAGGCGACGCCGCCGCGCUUCGGCGACUACGAGGCGCACCGCCACUGGAUGGAGGUGACGAUCCACAAACCGCUCGCGGACUGGUACGCCUACGACGUCGACUACUGGGGCCUCGACUACCCGCCGGCCAUGGCCUACCUCGAGUAUGCGCUUGGCAAGCUAUCACACAUCAUCGACCCCGCGUCCGUCGCCCUCGAAACGUCGCGCGGCUACGAGGCGGCCGGCCACCGCGCGUGGAUGCGCGGGUCGGUCCUCGCGCUCGACGGUUUGGUCUUCUGCUCCGCGGUCGUCGCGCUAUCGGGCCGCCUCUACGGCGCGGGCCGCGACCGCGCCGCGGCGAUCCUCGCCGCGCUGCUCUCGCCGGCGCUCGUCCUCGUCGACCACGGCCACUUCCAGUACAACUGCGUGCCCCUGGGGCUCGCGCUGUGGUCCGCGGUCAUGGUCGACGCGCGGCGGCCCCUCGCCGCCGCGGCGCUCUUCUGCCUGGCGCUGAACGCCAAGCAGACCGCGCUCUACUUCGCGCCGGCGGUCUUCUGCGAGCUCCUGGGGCGCGCCCUGGCCGGCGGCGGCGCGUUCGCCGCGGCCGGCGAGGCCCGGGGCCCGCGCGCGGCGGCGCCGCGCGUGCUCGCGCUCGGCGGCGUCGUCGUUGGUUGCUUCGGCCUCUGCUGGCUGCCCCUCGCCGCCGCGGGCGCCGCGGGCGACGCGCUGCGGCGCUGCUUCCCCGUGGAGCGCGGCGUCUUCGAGGACAAGGUCGCGAAUUUCUGGUACGCGGCGCAGGUCGUCCUCCGGGUCCGCGACCGCGCCGCGCCGGGGGCGCUCGUCGCGGCCGCCGCGGCGCUGACCUUCGUCGCGGCCUUCGGCCCCGCGGGCUGGCGCUGCUAUAGAGUGGCGGCGGGCCGCGCGGCGCCGUCGCUCCGGGGCCUGCUCUGGAGCCUCCACGCGGGCGCGCUCGCCUUCUUCCUCUUCUCCUACCACGUCCACGAGAAGGGGAUCAUCGUCGCCGCCGCGCCGCUCGCGGCGCUCCACGGGGACGCGCCCGAGUACGCCGCGGGCUUCGCGCUCCUCGCGGCGUUCUCCAUGCUGCCGCUGCUGCACUUCGAGGGCCUCGCGGUGGCCUACGGCGCGCUCUGCGCGCUCUACGCGGCGACGCUCCCGCGGAGCCGGCGGCCGCGCGCGCGCGUCGCGGGCCUCGCGGCCUUCGCGCUCGUCCACGCGCUGCCCGCGCUCGCGCCGCCGCCGGCGCGCUACCCCGACCUCUACCCCGCGCUCGCGGCGCUCGCGGCCGGGCCGCUCUUCGGCCUCGCCUGGCUCUACGCGUCGCUGAUGGCCGCGACCUGCGACGACAAGGCCAAGGCGGGGUAG